AAGAAGCCCGGACCGUGGCGGUUUUGACAGGUGGACGACCAUGGUUAGUUUAGAGAGGACGUAACAUUGAGCUGACGUGUGGUAUUUCUUUGGAACGGUUAAUGAGUGAAGGUUAAAAUACUUGUGCUUGUGUGUUUAACCGUGGUUUGGACGUGUACAAGUGAGACGCCACUCUGCGACAAACAGCAGCUCAGUCGGCUCAAAUCCGGUAGCCCUGGUUACGGUUGCCAGUGGAGUUUCAACUUAAUGUUAGCCUGGUAGCUAAACGAGCUAACGCAAAGGGUGUCGCAGUCGGCGGCUCCAGCGGCUCUCGUAGCAGGUAAAACUUGGUGCCUACGUCGAGUCGGCUGUAAUGAGUUAGCGACACGCUGCUUUUAAUUUCACAUUCAUCUGUUGCCAGUUGAAGCGGAAUCAACGUGAUUCGAGGCGUAGCUGUUUCGGACACCGUCAGAGAGCCAGCAGCCUAUCCCGGAGGACCAGCCGUCACACACUUGAAAUGUCUUCUACUUGUAACUUGUAGCUAAAGACUGGCCGCAAACACAAUAAUGGAUUGUAUCGGCAGCUAGCUCGUUUUGCCCCGACCGACCAUGUGAGCUAUCUCGUCACGAAAAGCAGCUGUGACCUGUGACUGAUCGCCGUGGGACUGAACCGGAGGAGCGAGCCCCCCUAACAACAACAACGACGAGGAAGACGCACCGAAACCCGACGGUACAUCCGAGAACGCUCACCUCAAAGCGCACAAGUCCGCGGUUGUGGUCCUGUUAACCGUGUGUCCGCGCCUACGCCCGUCUCAACAUCCUGAAAGGCAGAGAGAGGAGACGGAGGGAGGGAGGGAGGCUCCGGGGUUCCCGACAAUCAGCCGAGGAGAGGCAUCGCUGAAAUGAGAUGAGGCUCAGAAAUGGAACUGUGGCCACUGCGAUUAUUUUCUUCACGUCUUUCCUCAGCCUCUCCUGGUACACAGCGUGGCAGAAUGGCAAAGAGAAGCUGAUAGCAUAUCAGCGGGAGUUCCACGCUUUGAAAGAGCGCCUUCGCGUGGCAGAGCACAGGACGCUGCAACGCUCGUCCGAGCUCAACAACAUUCUCGAACAGUUCAGACGUGCCAUUGCUGAAACUAACAACAGCAAAGAUGCCCUCACAAACUUCUCAGAUGAGACCCAAAAACUACUGAAGGAGCUUGCAAAUAGGAAACCUCUCCAGGUGCCAAAUAUCUACCACCACCUGCCUCAUCUUCUCAACAAUGAGGGCAGCCUGCACCCCGCAGUGCAAGUUGGUCUUGGACGCACAGGAGUUACCAUGGUGAUGGGGAUCCCCACAGUGAAGAGGAAGGUGAAGUCUUAUCUGUCAGAGACUCUACGGUCUUUAAUAGACAAGCUGUCACCAGAGGAGAAACUUGACUGUGUCAUUAUAGUCUAUGUUGGAGAGACCGAUGUGGAGUAUGUUCAGAGUGUGGUUGCUGGACUGGAGAAAGGGUUUUCUACAGAGCUGAGUUCAGGUUUGCUGGAGGUCAUCUCCCCGCCGGCCGCCUAUUACCCCGAUCUCACCAACCUCAAAGAGACCUUCGGAGAUUCCAAAGAGAGAGUCAAAUGGCGAACGAAACAGAAUCUGGACUAUUCCUUCCUCAUGAUGUACGCUGUGAGCAAAGGAGUUUAUUAUGUUCAGCUGGAAGACGACAUCGUGGCCAAGCCCAACUACUUUGCAACAAUGAAGAACUUUGCCCUGCAGCUCUCGUCGGAGGACUGGAUGAUCCUGGAGUUCUCUCAGCUGGGUUUCAUCGGAAAAAUGUUCCAGGCUCCAGAUCUAAACCUGAUUGUCGAGUUCAUUUUUAUGUUCUACAAAGAGAAGCCCAUCGACUGGCUGCUGGACCACAUUCUUUGGGUCAAGGUCUGCAAUCCGGAGAAAGACGCGAAACACUGCGAGCGGCAGAAGUCCAGCCUUCGCGUGCGCUUUAGACCCUCUCUGUUUCAACAUGUGGGCCUUCAUUCUUCUCUCGCUGGAAAGAUACAGAAACUCACAGACAAAGACUUCCUAAAGCCCCUGCUCCACAAGAUGCACGUAAACCCCCCGGCUGAGGUCUCUACUUCAAUGAAGGUGUAUCAGGGUCACACGUUGGAGAAGACGUACCUGGGAGAGGAUUUCUUCUGGGCCAUCACUCCUACUGCAGGGGACUACGUCCUCUUCAAAUUUGACAGACCUAUUAGCAUAGAGAGGUUCCUGUUUCGCAGCGGCAACCAGGAGCACCCCGGGGACAAGAUCGAGAACACCACAGUGGAAAUACUGCCUGUUUCGGAAAACGGACUGCAGACCAAAGAGAAGUACAAGCGUACCGAAGAUCGCUUUUACAGGAUCGGUCAGUUUGAGAAAGGGGUGGCAGAAGGAGCUGUCGAUCCUUCCUUCAAUCCUGUUCUGGCUCUGAGGCUUUCUGUACUCAAAGACUCUGCUGUGUGGGCCAUCCUCAGCGAAAUACAUAUAAAGAGGAUAACUGGCUGACUCUACUGGAGGGGCUUUAUGAAUCAUGGCCCCAUGGGGGACCAAAAUCUCCUAGACUGCUUACGCAGGGCCUCUGGCUCCUAGCAACAAGCACUAGAGUUGCUCAUCUGAGCUUGUCUGAAGAACACCACCUCUCCGUCUCCACUCUUCCUGGUGUACUUUUAUUAUUAAUUUGCUUCUCAUUGAGCGGUUUCUCCUUUUCUUUUUUGCAUCUCUGUCUCACUCUUGUUUUCUUCAUUUAUUUGUGAGAAUGUGAAUACUACUGUCUGAUGAACAACAGCGGAGCGUGUGAAGACAUCUGCUCCCUGCGCUGGUUCACAGUGUGACUGCGUUGUUCAGCAACUUUGAAAACAAUCAGAAAAAUUCCUGGACGACUGAGGUCGAAUCGUCACAUCUGGGAGAACCGGUCGAACUGGCCACUGGUGUAGAUGCUGCCAAACACUUCUCUAUAACUCGAUGCUGCCACCUUUGGGUAAGCUGGGGCAUUGCACUGUCACUAGCGCCUCAGCCAAGCCCGUGAUGAUCAAGAAUGUUAUCGUCACUAAUGGCCAGUUGCUCUGUGUUCUCAGCAGAGAUGACAGAGCUCUCGAUCAACACCAGCUCAAACUAAAAUGUUUUCCUCAUUCCCAGAGUAUUGUAAGUCACAUCCUGAAACUCAAAUCCUGCCUGUAGCCAGCUGGUAACAACUUAGACCAUAGGCCAGUACCAGUGGUAACAACUCUAAUCCAUCAAGAAAAUAUUACCAUGACACCAUAUCUAUCUCACCUCUUGUCUGAAAGGCUGUGUAUGACCUCAGUGUCCAUUUAUAGAAAACCAAUCGGACAUUGCCUUUGCGCCAUUUGAAGGAAUAUAUUGUUAUACUGAUAUAUUAUUACAACUACGACUGACGAUCUAUGAAGGUGACUUAAUUUAUUUGAAAUAAAUCUUUAAUUUGUACAAGAGGUAAAAUAUAUUUUUAUUCUAUUCAGAGAUGUUUAUGGUAGUUGGGAGUCUGUGUUUUCGUGUACUUUUUUUUUUUUUUUUUCCUAAAUUGCUGUUGUACAUUUCGUUUUUCAUCGGAACAGCUGCUUGUGGUCUGUGGCUUGUCUGUUGGUGCAGGUGCCUCGAUUCAGUCUGUACCAGUUUCUUUCUCACUGGAAGUCAAACAUAACAAAAUUAAUUCAUUUUUGCUGUUAAACGGCUGAAGAGUAGGAAAGUUGUGAAUAGAUUCUGUUGACGUAGUUGUGGAUGUGGGUCAAAAUUGUAAAAAAGAAAAAAAAAAAAAACGUGCCUUAUAUCCAGGUCCCAACAACAUUAUUUGAAUUUGUUCCCUUUCACUUUUUGCCUCUACGUUGAUUGCUGGAUAUACUAAUAUUUUAAAAAUAACAGUCAUAUAAGUGGUUGACUAUAGCGGUUAUAUGCUGAAUUAGUAAACACGGUGGGGGGAGGGUUUUAUUUUCCAGAUUAUCAUCUUGAAACGGCGUGAUUUGCACUGCUUUUUCCCUUCUUUUUUGUCACAGUCACAUCAUCACUGUAUGUAACUUUCAUUUCUUUUCCACAAUCCUCCACUUUACAAUUCACUUGAUCAUUCACGGAUCUGUUUUCUGAUUAGACAGAAUAUUACGACUACUGAUUAUUGCAGUGUGCCACUGAUUGUAAAUACAUAAACAGCAACAAGUAUCUAUCUUAUCUAUUUCUCUCUCUCACCUUCUCUUAAUACUUUAUUGAAAUCCACUUGACAUGGUUUAGUGUGUGUGUGUGUGUGUGUGUGUGUGUGUGGUCGACGUUCUGAGUGGAAGCUGUUAAAUGAAACUCCACUCAUUUUAUAUGUUGGUGGUUUAUUGAGGGGGUAGUGCAGUGCCUUUAGGUUGAAGUGACAUGAAAAUGGGGCUCUUUUUUUGAGUUGUGCUCAUUUACAUGCAUGAUUAUCAUUUGUAAUCUAUAAACAAUGUUUUGAUUUUUGUCGGAACAGGCCCUUCUACCCCUGAUCUACACUGGAGCUGUUUUCUAGUAACAGGUUCAGACUUUUGUUGAAUUUUUAUUUGGGAGAAUGGGGAUGGGAGCAAGCCAUUUUAACUGUGUUAAUAUGAAAGUGGAAGGACAAUUUUUGUAAUGCUAAAAGGACUGUCUCAAACCCCUUUUGUCUGCAUCCACAUACAAACAGAAACUCAAUGCAUGAAGUGGUCAUGUGUGUGAUUCUGUCACCCCAUUUGCAGAAAGUGGAAAGACAAACAGAAUGAAAGCAUUGCUCGACAUCCCCUGGCACCCAUCAUUUUAUGUGCCUUCAUCGUGUACAUGUGUAUGCCUGAUUCUGAUGGUUUCAGCAUCGUUUUUCAUGGACAUCUUUGAAAUAAAUGACAAAAGUUGGUAGAAUUCAUA
This is a messenger RNA of Mugil cephalus (flathead mullet), 4845 nucleotides long. RefSeq names its product alpha-1,3-mannosyl-glycoprotein 4-beta-N-acetylglucosaminyltransferase A (gene mgat4a). The record is from RefSeq and is a predicted model, not a curated record. The transcript has 16 exons. Gene Ontology annotation, cellular component: endoplasmic reticulum; Golgi stack; endoplasmic reticulum-Golgi intermediate compartment. Bases 886 to 2487 code for a protein of 533 amino acids. Gene Ontology annotation, biological process: protein N-linked glycosylation. Lineage: Eukaryota; Metazoa; Chordata; Actinopteri; Mugiliformes; Mugilidae. Gene Ontology annotation, molecular function: acetylglucosaminyltransferase activity.